UACCCGCAAAGUUUGGCACAUAUUUACGAAACGAUCAGCGUUGUAGGACUCGAGGAAAGCUUUACCGAAGGCGGCGGCUUUAAGCAAAUUACGUUGCCAAAACGAGUCAAAUUCAUGACCGGCUGCUUCGAUGCAGGAAUUGACCGCAAAAUUAAGUUGCUCGAUUACGAACCUCGUGCGGCUGAUCAGGUACCCUUAUUGAUGAAUAUGCAAGAAGACGAGCUGGCCUUGAUCAAAGCAAUCGAGAGCGGUGACACGGAUUUGGGUAAUGUGAAGUUAAUUGCCAUCAAGCUCCCAUUAGGCGAAUUUUUCAGAAUCAUCAGCAACAAACCUAUGGCGUGCAGGCUACUUGAAGUAUAUUGUAAACAACAAGAUUUGAAAUUGUUAACGGAUUUCUAUUAUCAGGAUGAUCGACGCGUGGAAAUGGCCGACAUGACAAUAUCAGAGAGCUACGAGCAAAAGAGCCUGGAAGUCAGAAUAAACAAUCUGAAGUUAGCUUUGAAGUGGUAUCAAGACGAUAAAGAGCAUGCUUUUGAGGCCAAGGCUAUUGACGAGCAUAUAAAAUUGCUUCAAGUCCAAAGUCAAUUGGAAAAAGAGCUGGAGCAGCCUUUUGUUGGGUUGUCCUUGAGUGAGACGCUUCAUAAAUGCAUUACUUUAAAUCAUUCUAGCAAGGCAAACAAACUUAAAUCUGACUUCAAGGUUCCUGAUAAACGGUUUUGGUGGAUUAAGCUGAAGGCCCUGGUUGAAAUGAGGGGUUGGGAUGAGUUAGACAAACUUGCAAAGUCCAAGAAAUCCCCUAUAGGAUACGAGCCAUUUGUCGAGGAAUGCAUCAAGGCAAUGCAACAACGAGAAGCGGCAAAAUACAUUCAAAAAUGCGAUCCAGCAGUAAGACCUGGUUUGUUUAUAAAGAUUGGAGAUUUUAAGGCUGCAGGUCAGGAAGCACUCUUACUGAAGGAUAUUCAGUUACUAAGCCCAAACCCUUCCUCCUCGUCCCCUGAGAAACCAAACGAGAAGAAGCAUGAAUCGAAAGCCAAAUCUUUGGUUAAGAGUAUUCUUCACGGUUCUGACUCCGUUAAGGAAAUAGAAAAUCAGACGCAUUCAAAGUUAUUGGCGCGUGGGAAAUAUGUUCACGAAUUACAAAGUAAAUUCUCCAUCCAUUUCUUUUGA
Acaulospora colombiana is the source of this 1167-nucleotide messenger RNA. NCBI's taxonomy places the organism in Eukaryota, Fungi, Glomeromycota, Glomeromycetes, Diversisporales, Acaulosporaceae. The record is from the annotation of a GenBank genome assembly.